Vavraia culicis subsp. floridensis is the source of this 1742-nucleotide messenger RNA. RefSeq lists its product as uncharacterized. NCBI's taxonomy places the organism in Eukaryota, Fungi, Microsporidia, Pleistophoridae. The transcript has a single exon. The record is from RefSeq and is a predicted model, not a curated record. Bases 1269 to 1742 code for a protein of 157 amino acids.
CGUUCAGUGCCCUUCUCUCUUUCAAUUCUAAACCCAUCGCUCUCUUCAUGAUUAACCCUACACCACUCACCGAUCUCCUUCAUAAAGAAAUACUUGUUGCCUUGUAGAUCGCUUCCUACUAUGAAGUACUCCUUAGCAAAACAAAGACUGUAUGUAUCAAACGGUACAUCAUUAACAACUUUCUCCUUUCAGGUUUAUUAUCUUAAACGUAUCACCCAUGAACAGCAGCAGAUUAUCACCCCUUAUGUCCACGUAUAGCACAUUCUGCUUGAUAAAUGGCAAAAGCAAUUGCCCUGAGAUUACUCUCUUCACUAUCAGAGCAUUUGUAUGAACUGCGUUAGAGAAUGCAAGCAGGCAUACAUUCUUGUACCUGAGCACAUCAUUGAUGGAAACAUCUAUGGUGUACAAACUAAAGGAGAUGCUCCUUUCCUUUCUCACCCCGGUGUUACCGCUCACAAGAGUGACUCGAUCACCAUCAUCUGUUGGAAUGUUUUGGUCCGUGUUUCCUACAUUUCGUUCUUUCUGGUUACGAUGACAACCGCACACUUUCCGCCCUCCGAUUUGUUCUACACUGCCACCACAGCUAAUCUUGACCGUUAUUUCCUUCAUCCUCAUUAAAACCGGUUUGAUGCAUUCUCUCUCCACCCUGCGAUCCUCAUUUCCUGUGAACAGCACAUAAAUGCUAUUCUUUACGCUCGCGAUCUUAUUUUCGUAAUUUGUGAGCUGCGGUAUCAGAACAGGUGUUAUUCUACGUUUUGCUUUGUCCUGUUGUGCACCAACUGAUGGCUGAUUGCUUUUUACCGUGCUGUUAUUCUCCACCACACUACCUUUAGAUCCAGAUAUCCCAUCAUCUUUAUUCGCCGGUCAUAGUUUUCUUAUUGGCCGGAUCCGAAACACCGGUCUUUGAAUCAGCACAAACAUCCUGACUCAGCACCUUUCUUUUACCAAUCAUCAUCUCAUCCAACACGAUCUUCUCCAUUUCCACAUUCCGACACAUCUUCGGUCUUCCUCUCUUCCUUUCUACAUCGCUCCUGAUUGUAAAAUAUUCGCUAUCACACUUAACAUCGCUGCUUUCAUCUGCACUGUCUUUCGAACAACUCUUCAUUAUUGCACCCAUCCUCUGAUCAGUAAUUGAUAGCAGCUCCUUGCCUAUAUUUACAUCGGCUCUCUCUUCUUCCUUCACCUCUUCUAUUUGUUCUGUAUCGAAGGUCACCAUCAUCACUUCACCGCUGUAACUGCAGAACAAAACGUUUCGCUUGUACGUGGUUAUGUCAAGAAUUGGUGAGGCAGUUAAGUUUUUGAUGAGACACAAUGGUCAUAUAUAUGUGCCCUGCUUCAUUUUGUUCACUGUUGCCGUAUUCUUUGGCGACUCUUCCUUUGAACUGUUGUUCGGUGCUAAUACGCAUAAUCUUUUUGAUUUCUAUCCAGCAUUAGAACGGAUCGAUUCAACAUUGCGCCGCGAUAACAAGGAUGCAUUCUUUAAUACGUAUAUUUUGAACAAAACAAUAAGAUUUAUGUUUCUAUACAACAUUAGACAGGUAGUUGUCCUUUACAAUGCUUUUAUGCUUGACAACCCGGUAAAAUCUGACACCAUUCCGAUGUCUAAUGUAUGGAUAUUCGUGCAAGGUAGUGCGUGCUUGAUCAUAGAAUGCGUUUGUAAAGUUAUGAACUGGAAAAAUAUCUCACAAAAAACACCUUUAUGCUUGUUUUUUCCCAUGAAUGUGUAUUUUCUUACGGUAUAG